CCCUUUCUCCCUCUCUCCACCAGGGACACCGCGGACUUGGAGGUGGUGGUGGUGGAGGGCCGCGAGCUGGUCGGUCCGGACCCUCACGUAGCGGUGGACUCCUACGUCAGGGUGUUCCUUCUGCCUGACAAGUCCACCAACAUGCAGACCAGGGUCUGCCGUCGCACCAACAACCCCACGUAUAGGGAGCGGUUUCUGUUCGCCCUGGAGGAGGAGGAGCUGCCGCAGCGGUGCCUGGCCUUCUACAUGUACGCCUCCGACAAGUUCACCAACACUCUGAUCGGCGAGGCGCAGCUACGACUCGCAGACCUCGACCUCUCCACCUGCCUCGCGACCACGCUUACCCUCACCGACACGGGCCAGCGCGGCGUCGGCUACGGGGAAAUCAUGUUCUCGCUCUCCUACCUCCCAACGGCGGAGCGGCUCACGGUGGUGGUGGUGAAAGCGCGCAGCCUGCAGUGGACCGGGGACAAGACCACCGCGGACCCCUUCGUCAAGGUAUACGUGCUGCAGAACGGCAAGAAGGUGAUGAAGAAGAAGACCAGCGUGAAGAAGGACACACGCUCCCCGGUCUUCAACGAGGCAAUGAUCUUCAGCGUCCCUGCACCGGCCUUGCAUAACAUCCAGCUGCGCGUGACGGUGGCGGAGCACAGCAGCGACGGAGGCCAGGCGCGCGCUGUGGGUCAUGUCAUCGUGGGCACGCAGGCCACGGGCAAGGCACUGUCCCACUGGAACCAGAUGAUGUCGGCGCUGAGGAAGCCCAUCGGCAUGUGGCACCCCCUGCGGCGGUAAUGACGGCCGGGGUGAAGGACCUGUAAUGUGUAUAAUGCCUGUCUUAGCUGUGACGCACACACUGGACUCUGAGCACUUGACUAGCGGUUAUCGUAAGUAACUAUGUAAGUGUACAAUUUACUACAUCACUAAAGUCAGACAUCACUGUAUGCAUUCCUACUGUCUUCGCUGCCGACUCAAACUGUACUAUAGAGGAAACUUAAGGGUUGUGGGGCGAGGCAGGAUGCCUAGGAGGAGCAUUAGAGGUGGCACUGUGCCGUUGUGCCAAAAUUAGCGGUUACUACAAUGUGGCAUUAAUGGGCUGGGUUAGUGUUGGGGGUGCCAGGUGGGGCUGAGUGCCAUGAAGAAGUGAGCUAUUUUUUAUUAAUAUCGUGGAGGACUUGAAGGUCUGAUCUCAAUACUCUUUGUAGCCUUGUACUAAAACCUCGUGGCCCUCGGCAUGUUCAGUGCCAUGGAAUUUCUUACUAGAAAACACUGAGACAGAGCAGAGUAAUAAUAACAUAACACUGAUCUACUAACUCUAUAUUGUUCUAACAUAAUAACUGUAUACUGUUCAAAUUCAAACAGUGUGACAGAGCAGAUUAAUGGCAUGACAUUGAUCUACUUACUUUACAUUUUUCUAACCUAAUAACUCUGUAUGCCGUUCAAAUUCAGGCUCAAGUUAUAGGAAUUUCAAGUCCCUAAUUAUUGCACAAAUGCCUUUUUAUGUGUGAGAAACAUACAGGCAAAGAUUGAGUCUUAGUAUAGUUGACACACCCCUGCAAGCACUCACCAAGAAAGGAACAUAAUUCACCUGCAAUUCUCUUGUAAAUCUGUCGGAAAGAAUGAUAGAAAGUGCUUACAAUACUCCGUGUAAAUUCAGUGAUGCCUUCAUAAGCAGGUGGUCCUCAACACACACCUGCAAGCCAUCAGAAAUCAUUUUAGUGAUAACGAUUCACAUUUUUAAAUAUCCGCCAUCAAUGUUUGUUUUGGUCUGGGGUGAGAGCAAGCAAGGUUGUGAGUCUUGAUCUGCCACCAACCUCACACAGAAAUCAUUUUACCUCUUUGACAUUUAUAAAUAUCUGCCAUUAAUGAUUGAUUAAGUUUUGAGUGAGGGCAAGGUUGUGAAUUUUGUAAUUAGAUGAAGCUUAGACGUGAUCCACACUGUCCUGAAACAAGCGUUAGCGCAGAGGACCUUAACCACUUGAAGACCAGCUGAGGGAGGAAGGCAAGGCAGCAACUAUCAUGUUAAGCAGAGAGAUUACUCGAAGAUUUUUUUCAUCAUCACGCUGUAGUAAACUUAACUAAUUGCAAACCUGUAUGACUGUGAUAGGUCAUUGGAAAGCUUUAAUAGAGAGACACAACUAACAUAACUAAUGGUACUCUUAAGCUGUGGGAUGUAAGGGCCUGUCUCGGGGCGUUGGUGUGACCUUUGCUGGAACUUAGUGACACUGUUCCUGGGUCAAAAACAACAUUGUCACACUACCAAGUAUUAUUAUUAUUAUUAUUGAGUAAUGGCCAGUGCAGGGAAUUGAAAUGUCUUGUGGUCUGCCAAGGCUUGAAGAUUGUGUAAAUCAUUGUUCCUGAUUGAGAGUUACGAUGCACAACUAAACUACCAAAUGUGUAAAAAUAAUGGAGCUUACUGAAUGUCCAGCAGGCAGACACUCAGGCUUGUGUGUGUCAACAGUUUUGUUCAACAUUUUUCUUACUUCCAGGUUUUAGUCCAUAAUCAUUUGGCCUCAGACUCGUGUCCAGGUUUCCUUCCUGGAGCAGAGGCUCGGGCUGCUGACAGGAAGCCUCAGAGGACCAGCUGUGAGGCCGGGUGAAGGGAGGCAACACUUGUAUAAUCAAACAUUAAAUGGACUUCAACAUUUUCCUACUUACUAAU
Eriocheir sinensis (Chinese mitten crab) is the source of this 2659-nucleotide messenger RNA. Its product is annotated as synaptotagmin-12-like. Bases 142 to 792 code for a protein of 216 amino acids. Gene Ontology annotation, molecular function: phosphatidylserine binding; SNARE binding; calcium-dependent phospholipid binding. NCBI's taxonomy places the organism in Eukaryota, Metazoa, Arthropoda, Malacostraca, Decapoda, Varunidae. Gene Ontology annotation, biological process: calcium-ion regulated exocytosis; regulation of calcium ion-dependent exocytosis; regulation of dopamine secretion. The transcript is spliced from 5 exons. The record is from RefSeq and is a predicted model, not a curated record.